CGGAAACUACCGCAGUGGCUGCGGGGAGAGAACUGAAAGGCAGGAAGUAAACAUUGACGGAUUGACUUCAUUUUUGUCGGGUGAUUUCGGGGUGGCCUGUGGCCCGACUGGAGGGGUCCAGAUAACCAUGUCAGCUGCAGCUGUAGAUGCAGUUAAUGCGGCCCCCCUGUCGGGAUCCAAAGAAAUGAGUCUAGAGGAACCAAAGAAGAUGACCAGAGAGGACUGGAGAAAGAAGAAGGAGCUAGAAGAACAGCGAAAACUGGGUAAUGCUCCAGCAGAAGUUGAUGAAGAAGGAAAAGACAUCAACCCUCAUAUACCUCAGUAUAUUUCUUCAGUGCCAUGGUAUAUCGAUCCGUCAAAAAGACCUACUUUAAAGCACCAGAGACCACAACCAGAGAAACAGAAGCAAUACAGCUCAUCUGGAGAAUGGUACAAGAGAGGUGUAAAAGAGAAUUCCAUAACUACUAAGUACCGCAAGGGGGCAUGUGAAAAUUGCGGGGCCAUGACACACAAAAAGAAAGACUGCUUUGAGAGACCUAGGCGAGUUGGAGCAAAAUUUACAGGUACUAAUAUAGCUCCAGAUGAACAUGUCCAGCCUCAGCUGAUGUUCGACUAUGAUGGGAAGAGGGACCGGUGGAAUGGCUACAAUCCAGAGGAACACAUGAAAAUUGUGGAAGAAUACGCCAAAGUGGAUCUGGCAAAACGAACCCUGAAAGCCCAGAAACUCCAAGAGGAAUUAGCCUCAGGAAAAUUAGUGGAACAGGCUAAUUCUCCAAAACACCAGUGGGGAGAAGAGGAACCAAAUUCUCAGACGGAAAAAGAUCAUAAUAGUGAAGAUGAGGAUGAAGAUAAAUAUGCAGACGAUAUUGACAUGCCUGGACAGAACUUUGACUCUAAGAGGCGAAUUACUGUCCGGAAUCUCAGGAUUCGAGAAGAUAUUGCAAAAUAUUUGCGGAAUUUAGAUCCAAAUUCUGCUUACUAUGAUCCCAAAACUAGAGCGAUGAGAGAGAAUCCCUAUGCCAACGCAGGGAAGAAUCCAGAUGAAGUGAGCUAUGCAGGGGAUAACUUUGUAAGAUACACAGGAGACACCAUUUCAAUGGCUCAGACACAGUUGUUUGCUUGGGAAGCCUAUGACAAGGGAUCUGAAGUGCAUCUACAGGCUGAUCCUACAAAACUAGAGCUGCUAUACAAGUCCUUCAAAGUCAAAAAAGAAGACUUCAAAGAACAGCAGAAAGAAAGCAUCUUGGAAAAGUAUGGUGGCCAGGAACACUUGGAUGCCCCUCCAGCUGAAUUGCUUUUAGCUCAGACUGAAGACUAUGUGGAGUAUUCAAGACAUGGAACAGUCAUCAAAGGACAGGAGCGGGCUGUCGCCUGCUCUAAGUAUGAGGAGGAUGUGAAGAUCCACAAUCACACACAUAUCUGGGGAUCGUACUGGAAAGAAGGCCGAUGGGGAUACAAAUGCUGUCACUCUUUUUUCAAGUAUUCCUAUUGCACUGGAGAAGCUGGCAAGGAGAUUGCUAAUUCAGAGGAAUGUAUUAUAAAUGAUAUAACUGGAGAAGAAUCUGUGAAAAAACCUCAAACCCUCAUGGAGAUGCAUCAGGAAAAACUAAAAGAAGAUAAAAAGAAGAAAAAGAAGAAGAAAAAGAAGCAUCGAAAGAGCAGUUCAGAUAGUGAUGAUGAAGAAAAGAAACAUGAAAAAUUGAAAAAGGCAUUGAAUGCAGAGGAGGCCCGCCUUCUUCAUGUCAAGGAGAUCAUGCAAAUUGAUGAGAGGAAGCGGCCUUACAACAGCAUAUAUGAAACUCGGGAACCCACUGAAGAGGAAAUGGAAGCCUAUAGAAUGAAACGUCAGAGGCCAGAUGACCCCAUGGCUUCCUUCCUUGGACAGCAGUAACUAGUUAUAGACAGUCACCCAAGAUAGACACAGCUGAUACAUUCUUUUCAGCUUCUUGCUGAUGAUUAUAGAUGGAAAAACCCAUGACUACUACUCUUGCUGCCUGACUUUAAUAAAGACUCCAGAAGUCUCAUA
Lontra canadensis (Northern American river otter) is the source of this 2026-nucleotide messenger RNA. It is a transcript of the gene SLU7, whose product is annotated as SLU7 homolog, splicing factor. Gene Ontology annotation, cellular component: spliceosomal complex. Gene Ontology annotation, molecular function: pre-mRNA 3'-splice site binding. The transcript has 16 exons. Gene Ontology annotation, biological process: mRNA splicing, via spliceosome. Lineage: Eukaryota; Metazoa; Chordata; Mammalia; Carnivora; Mustelidae. The record is from RefSeq and is a predicted model, not a curated record. Bases 128 to 1891 code for a protein of 587 amino acids.